Messenger RNA from Paramuricea clavata, 270 nucleotides. Lineage: Eukaryota; Metazoa; Cnidaria; Anthozoa; Malacalcyonacea; Plexauridae. The record is from the annotation of a GenBank genome assembly.
AUGGAUGGUUCUGGUAGUGUCGGAAAGAAAAAUUUCGAAAAGAUGAAAGAUUUUAUUCAAGAAUUAAAUGAAAGGUUUACCAUUGGAACUAACGACGUUCGUGUUGCUAUUCAAGAAUAUUCGUCCCCCGACCAUUAUGUGUACACCGUUCAGCUCGGCGAAGGAAAUAUAAAUGGCAAUAUUGAUGACUUGAAUGGUGCUGUGUCAAAUAUGCCAUAUCUUACCGGCGGUACGUACACCGGUGAGGCACUAAGAAGAGCAAGAACUGUG